AUGGUGAAUGAACAAUUAAAUGGUAUUGUUUAUACUUUGAAAAAUAAUUUUACUAUAUCAACUAUCAAUGGAAAUUCCAAAAUUGAGAUCAAAGAUAUCAGUAAGGAUAAUGAUAUGAUUGCUAUCAAGUCAUUUAUAACCAAUGGAUAUAAUAAUUUAAAACUGCCUUCGAGUUUCGAUAGUAAAUUCAAAUUAGAAUUAGUCUUGGGAAUACGAACUGUUAUGUCAACUUAUCCACAGAACAUUCAUUGUAAGAGUUCUUUAUGGAGAAUAACAAAGGGCUAUUAUGGGGAUAAUGAAAAGAGUAUGAACUCUGUUAUCAUGUUAACUGUAUCUGGAAGCGUUCAAUUAAAUUAUGUAUAA
Cokeromyces recurvatus is the source of this 363-nucleotide messenger RNA. RefSeq lists its product as uncharacterized. The transcript is spliced from 2 exons. Bases 1 to 363 code for a protein of 120 amino acids. The record is from RefSeq and is a predicted model, not a curated record. Lineage: Eukaryota; Fungi; Mucoromycota; Mucoromycetes; Mucorales; Mucoraceae.